Messenger RNA from Fraxinus pennsylvanica, 1536 nucleotides. The record is from the annotation of a GenBank genome assembly. NCBI's taxonomy places the organism in Eukaryota, Viridiplantae, Streptophyta, Magnoliopsida, Lamiales, Oleaceae.
AUGGAAAAUUUUGAUCCAAAAUUGGCUUGGGGACGCUUAGCCGUUCUCUCUUCUCACCUUUUGGCUUCGGUUAAUCUAAACGAUCCCGUUUCUGCGGGGUUUGUCGAAGCUUCGAGCUGCUCCGCUGCUGUGGUGCCGCCACCGAAUCUGAAAGGUUCGUUGACUAUAAUCGACGAGCGUACCGGUAAAAGGUACCAGGUCCAAGUCUCCGAAGAAGGCACCAUCAAAGCUACCGACUUGAAAAAGAUAACAACAGGUAAGAAUGACAAGGGGCUCAAGCUUUAUGAUCCAGGGUAUCUUAAUACGGCUCCUGUGAGAUCGUCAAUUUGUUACAUUGAUGGUGAUGAAGGAGUUCUUAGAUACAGGGGUUACCCAAUUGAGCAGCUGGCUGAGGGAAGUUCCUUCCUGGAAGUGGCUUAUCUUUUGUUGUAUGGGAACUUACCAUCCGAAAAUCAGUUGGCAGACUGGGAGUUUGCUGUUUCACAGCAUUCAGCUGUACCACAAGGAAUAUUGGAUAUCAUACAGGCAAUGCCCCAUGAUGCUCACCCAAUGGGUGUUCUUGUCAGUGCAAUGAGUGCUCUUUCUGUGUUUCAUCCUGAUGCUAAUCCAGCUUUAAGGGGCCAAGACAUUUAUAAAUCUAAACAAGUGAGAGAUAAACAAGUAGUACGCAUACUAGGAAAGGCGCCAACAAUUGCUGCUGCAGCUUAUUUGAGGAUGGCAGGAAGGCCACCUGUUCUACCAUCUAGCAAUCUUUCAUACUCAGAGAACUUCUUAUAUAUGCUUGAUUCCUUGGGCAAUAGGUCUUAUAAACCCAAUCCUCGACUUGCUCGUGUUCUCGACACUCUUUUCAUAUUACAUGCAGAACAUGAAAUGAACUGUUCCACUGCAGCUGCACGACACCUAGCUUCAAGUGGUGUUGAUGUAUACACAGCCCUUUCUGGAGCCGUUGGAGCUCUAUAUGGUCCUCUUCAUGGUGGAGCAAAUGAGGCUGUGCUUAAGAUGUUGAGUGAGAUUGGAAGUAUUGAAAAGAUACCGGAGUUCAUUGAGGGUGUGAAGAACAGGAAGCGUAAGAUGUCUGGUUUUGGGCACCGUGUCUACAAAAAUUAUGAUCCCAGAGCAAAGGUCAUUAAGAAACUUGCAGAAGAAGUAUUUUCCAUUGUUGGCCGAGAUCCUCUGAUAGAGGUGGCCAUAGCUUUGGAGAAAGCUGCCUUAUCAGACGAGUAUUUUGUGAAGAGGAAGUUGUAUCCCAAUGUUGAUUUCUACUCCGGGUUAAUUUAUAGGGCAAUUGGUUUUCCCACGGAGUUCUUCCCUGUUUUGUUUGCAAUUCCUCGAAUGGCUGGCUAUUUAUCUCACUGGCGAGAGUCUCUGGAUGAUCCCGAUACAAAAAUCAUGCGACCAGCACAGGUGUACACUGGUGCAUGGAUGCGGCAUUAUACGCCACUGAACGAACGGAUGGUGUCAACUGAAGCAGAUAAACUCGGGCAAGUGUCCGUUUCUAAUGCUACCAGGAGGCGACUAGCAGGAUCCGAGGCCUAG